Chara braunii is the source of this 2891-nucleotide messenger RNA. Lineage: Eukaryota; Viridiplantae; Streptophyta; Charophyceae; Charales; Characeae. The record is from the annotation of a GenBank genome assembly.
CGGCCCCACAGGCUUACGAGGCCGCCAGGGAUCACCAGCGGAUGCGAGCUCGUCUUCACCCCGCCUCCUCCUCUCACGGCACUUCCCAGCGCCGUUCCCCUUUCCGCGGUCGCCCCCGUCGUUCCACGCAGCAGGGCCGCCACUUCUCGCGCCGCUUCAGCACGCUGGAGUAUGGUGAGCAGGACGUUGUUGCCCCACUGUCAUCUGAGGGCGACCACAAUGACGACCUCGAUCUCUGCGAGGCCGUCCACUAUCACUUGGAGGACUCUACCCUCCCUGCAGUUGAGCGCCUUCAACUCGCGCUCUCUUCCCUCUCUCGGGCACGCAGCCGCCCCGGUCACACUGGCGCAUCGCCCCCCGAGGUCCCUCAGGAGGACCUCCCUCAGGGCUUCGUCCCUCCUCGUGGUGUCCUUUCCCCUGAGGAGCGCGCGACUAUUCUGGGCCGGCGUGGGUGUUUGCACUGCCGCUUAGACGGUCAUACCUCCUCGCGGUGCCCUUACACUACCGCCCUCGACCGCCACUACGCUGACCUUUCUCGUCAGCGCCGUGCUCAGUCCCCCCCCCGGCGCCUCACGUCCCCGCGACGCCUCCUAGCCACGGUGCAGUGUACACCUGCGCCCUCCUCAGUAGUGGGCUUCCCGACAUCUCCGUCUCGGUUCGACCCUCUCGCUACUGGAGUUGAGGUAUCGCAGGACUCGACAGAGUGUACUCCGCCCUCUGUCGCAAUACCGUCUGCGCCUCCGCAGAUCACCGUCUCCCCUCCUUCCCCGCCGCGACUACCGACGCGUCGAGCCAUUCGCUCAGCCCGUUGCAGCGAGCAGCUUGCUACUCGCGAGGACGUUGUGUCCUCUCUUCUGGACUUGAGCAUGCUUCAGGCCCGUCAGGAGCGACUCACCCUCCAUGUCGCUGCACUGCGUCGCCUUCUCGCCAUCCUCUCUGACCCUGAUCGCACCCUCCCGAUCAUCCCCGUACGACUCGGGACCUCCACGAGGGUGUACUCGGCGCUGUGGGAUUCCGGUUCUCAAGGCGACUUCAUUCACCCACGCGUGGUGAAGGACGCCCGCUUACCCACGACAGGGUCUCCGACUCCCAUCUCCGUUACCUUAGGGGAUGACAAGACCCAGCGCUUCUUCGAUCAGACGGUCACCGACCUCCCCUUCUUCCUCACUCUCAAGCCGACUGAGCAUUCCCCGGCGUCUCGUCGCCACCGCUCCUCUACACAUUUCGAUGUGAUGGAGACGGGGUACGACUUCAUUCUCGGCACUCCGUGGUCUCGUCAGUUCCGCAGCACCGAGGCCGAUUGGGCGACCAACACUCUAGUUCUCAAAACGAAGUGUGGACAGAUGUAUCGCGUACCUUUCAUAGGUACCACGACGACACCACGCCCCGAUCCUCCUCUCCCGGAACCUUCAGUGCCCACACCAUCUCCCUCUAUCACUGUCACCUCGCCUCGGCAGUUCGCUCACUUCAUUCGACAGGACGACGUCACCUUCUUUAUGGUGGACGUGACGGAUCUCUUACACUAUGAUCCACCCUGUCCCGAYGCCGAGCUCAUCCCUCUGGACCCAGAUCCCCCCUCUAUCUCCAUGGCUUCCAUCUCUACUUCUGACCCUCCGCCGUCCGUCGAGUCCACCCCGCCGUCGCGCGCUGACGUUGACGCUGAGGAACUCGCACGAUAUACGGCUGACUUGGAGCCCAAAGUUCGUGACCUCAUCCGCGAGUACCAUGACGUUUUCCCAUCGUCGUUCUCGUACGCCGGCAUCCCACCAAUGCKYGACGUSGARCACUCCAUUCAGCUCGUGCCUGACUAUCGUGUUCACCACCAGGCACCCUACAGACUCUCGAUCCCCGAGGCCACCGAACUCAAGCGUCAGCUUGAGGAGCUCCUGAGACUGGGUUUCAUUAAACCCAGCAACUCCCCGUGGGGUGCACCYGUCCUCUUUGCUCGCAAAGCGGAUGGAACUAUUCGCAACCGCUUCUUUAUGAAGAUUGAUCUUCGUAGCGGUUACCAUCAGAUCCGCGUCGCUGCAGCCGACCAGCCGAAGACCACGUUCCGAUCGCGAUUCGGCCACUACGAGUUCACGGUGAUGCCAUUCGGCCUCACCAACGCACCCGCUACCUUCCAGAGGGCGAUGAACGACAUCUUCAGGGACAUCCUGGAGCAGUACGUUCUCGUCUACCUCGACGAUAUCCUGGUCUAUAGUCGUACCCUUGAGGAGCACCUCAGACACCUCCGCGACGUCCUUGAUCGCUUGCGUAGACAUGGCUUCUACGCCAAGCUAAGCAARUGCCGCUUUGCCCAGCACAAAGUGAAUUUCUUAGGACACUACGUGUUUGACCAGGGUCUCCACAUGGACGACGCGAAGAUCACUGCUAUUGCGGAGUGGCCCGCUCCCACAUCCGCCAAGCAGCUUCGCAGCUUCCUGGGCCUGACCAGCUACUAUAGUAACUUCAUCCGGGGAUACGCUAGGUAUUCCUACGUCCUUACCUCCACCCUCCUCCGGAAGAACCCACCCUGGGCUUGGACACCCCUCCACGAGGACGCCUUCCGCGCCCUCAACAAGGCAAUGACAUGCGCACCGGUUCUUCACCUACCCGAUUUUGACCGCCCUUUUAUCCUUACCACCGAUGCGUCAGACUUCGCUGUAGGAGCAGUGCUUUCUCAGGUCUUCCCCUCAUCUCCUGAUUCCUCUCAUCCUCGUAUCCCUCGCUUCCCACCACCUACCCCUACCACUGCUUCCCGACUGACGCCUACACUACUGACGAGCCUUCUAUUGACUAUUCUCCUACCAUCGCCGGGGACGGCACUGUCGAGUCUCGCUCAGGUGAUUGUCCGAUAGCCUUCUACUCCCGUCAGCUCCUGCCCGCCGAGAUAAACUACACUGCUGAUG